AUAUUUAAUUAAUGAAACUUGUUGUACUAUUGUUGUACUCACAGGCUGCAUACAGUGGAUACGUUAUUUUAUUUUUGUUGUUAAAUUUAGGUAAAACAAUUUUAAUAAUGGCUAAGAUAAUACACUUAGUAUCUAUUAUUUUAUACAGUGUCUGUGUAACGGAACAAGCUUAUUUUUUAGAAAAAGAUUUCAUUGACAAAAUCAAUGAAAAGGCUACAACAUGGAAGGCAGGUAUUAAUUUCGACCCUAGUACACCAAAAGAACACAUUUUAAGUCUUUUGGGAUCUAAAGGAGUACAAAUCCCAAACAAAAUUAAUUAUAAAAUAUACAAGACCCAAGAUGACGGUUACAGCUCGUAUGUUGAAAUUCCAAUAAAAUUUGACGCAAGAAAGCAAUGGAUACGUUGCAAAACAAUUGGGGAAGUCAGAGACCAAGGAAAUUGUAAAUCAUGUUGGGCUUUGGCAACAAGCUCGGUGUUUGCCGACCGUUUGUGUAUAGCUACAAAUGGAGAUUUUAAUCAACUAUUAUCCGCCGAAGAAAUCACUUUCUGUUGUCAUUCAUGUGGUAACGGAUGUAACGGUGGUUAUCCGAUAAAAGCUUGGAAACAUUUUAAGAGACACGGUCUAGUAACCGGAGGAAAUUACAAAUCUAAAGAGGGUUGUGAACCUUACAGAGUGCCACCUUGUCCUUAUGACGAACAAGGAAACAAUACAUGCAAGGGAAAACCAACUGAAAAAAAUCACAGAUGCACGAGAAUGUGUUACGGAGAUCAAGAUCUCGAUUUUGACCAAGAUCACAGAUACACAAGAGAUUAUUAUUACCUUACUUAUGCAAGUAUCCAAAAAGAUGUCAUCAAUUACGGACCAAUUGAAGCAUCGUUUGAUGUGUAUGAUGAUUUUCCCAGCUAUAAAUCAGGCAUUUACGAGAGAACCGAAAAUGCCACAUAUUUAGGAGGACACGCUGUUAAGUUGAUUGGUUGGGGUGAAGAAUACGGAAUUCCAUAUUGGUUGAUGGUCAACUCAUGGAACGAAGGUUGGGGUGACAACGGUUUAUUCAAAAUUCGACGAGGCACAAACGAAUGUGGAGUCGACAAUUCAACAACAGGAGGUGUUCCAACCAUUUAGUAAAUGAAUCAUUUAUUAAAAAAUAACUCUUUAUUUUUAUAUUUGAAUAAAAUCAUGUAUUUUACCUUUAACGGUUGCCUAUCAAUUUAAUCUUUUUACACCAUAUCAAUUUUAAGUUGUCUAUACGGAUAAAUGAUGUACUUUUGUAAGAUAUAUAAUAUGACAAAGAUUGUAUUAUUAAAUCAUAAUGUUUUUUUCAAUAAAAUUGACUUGAUGAAGUAAUAAGUAAUAUUAUUACAUUUUUUUCAUAAUAUUUUAAAUAAUAAACUUAGAUGCGCAUU
This is a messenger RNA of Aphis gossypii (cotton aphid), 1405 nucleotides long. Its product is annotated as cathepsin B-like. The transcript is spliced from 6 exons. Lineage: Eukaryota; Metazoa; Arthropoda; Insecta; Hemiptera; Aphididae. The coding region runs from base 12 to 1124 and encodes 370 amino acids. Gene Ontology annotation, molecular function: cysteine-type endopeptidase activity. The record is from RefSeq and is a predicted model, not a curated record. Gene Ontology annotation, biological process: regulation of catalytic activity. Gene Ontology annotation, cellular component: lysosome.